GGCUGCUGAAAACUUUGGAAGUAGAGGCAAUAGGAACCCACUGAACACCAUGCUGUCUCUCAGUGCUUUGAAAGAUGGCACCGUUGUACCCAGUGAGGAAGACCGGAAAAAGAUUCUCACCCAGAUGAAAGUAAAGACAACACUUAGAAGUGACAAAAGCUGGAUCCAGAAGAAAUCAGACUCAGAGGAGGAGAAGAAUCACAGUCCAUUGCAUUCGCCAUUAAGGAGCAGGAAGACCAUCGAGGGAUCGCCUGUCUCACCAAAAGUUUCACCUCUGAAUCACAGGGCAGUCUUUGAGGAACUCUCUUCUCAAGCUGAACAACAGUUCCCCGUGGCAAGCAAGCCUUCCAAAAAGUCCCACAACACGACAGCAUCUUCCGGUUAUCUCAUUAGAGGAGUUUUCACCAAGACUGUUGAUAAGAGCGCUCCUGCAAACACAGUCUCCAAUGGCUCACAGAAAUGUGCCAAGAGUGCCAGCCCUGCUCCUGGGUACAAGAUGUCAACGGAGGAUUAUAAGAGACUAGCUCCCUACAAUGUCAAGCGGGAUGCAGGGCCAGAUUAUGUGGAUCCCCCCGUUUCUCCAGAUGAGCAACAAAAGAGGACUGAAGCUGCCAGCAGCGUGCUCAGGCAAUCAGCCCGCAAGGAACGUUCCUAUGUUUUUUCUGCUGCAAAGAAAAGCAAUGGAAGUGCAGCUGGAGAAGCACCACCUUUCAUGGCCAAAAGGGUUGAGAUUGAAGAUGAUUCCGGUCCCCGCUCCAGGAGUCAGACCAUGCCAGCUUCAUCAAGGAUCAAUGGCCGUGGGAAGAGCACCGUUGGAGAAAGGAGGAGCCUGUGGGGUGAUCAGAGAAUGUCAAAUGUUGCUUCUACCACCAGCACUGAUGCAGGCGGCAGGAACCAAGCUUCCAGACAUUCUUCUGGCUACUCGUCGGCAUUCAGUCACUUCACAUCUUUGGAGAACAGUAACAAGCAAGAUCAAGAGAAGCACAAUCAAACUUCCUGGCAUGGGUCCCCUCCAAAGGGCAUUGUUUCUUCUCCAAAGAGGAGUGAGAAGAACGAAGGAAAAUUCCAGCCCACAUCAGGCUCUGAAAAGCGAGAUGCCAUUUUUUCGGAGGACAGCUGGGAAGGAAGAAAGGCCCAAAGUGCAAAAAUGAACCAGAACUCUCAAGUUUUUCACAGCUCCCCUGACUCAAGCCCCAAGAGAUAUACUGCAGAUCAAGAAGAGGAAACCUUCUCCAAAGAAAUCAAACCUGGGAGCCUGAGCUCAAGAAUCACAGAGGACCAGCCGGCUGCAGCACAGUCUCACUCAUUGGCUACAGACAGUACAGAUCCUCUCCUUGGGGAGAGAUACAGUGCGCUGCCCACCACCAUCAGCAAUGACCAGAACAUUGACUCAGAAAGGUCUGUCUCUAGCUUGGAGGAACAAACUGCACAAGAAGAAAAACACAAGAGCCCAAGUGAGACAGAAUAUGAAAAAGUGGAAACUCACCUGGCAAAAUCAGGCUCGUGCUCUAGUGAAGGCAAUCUUAGCACCGCUGGUACCCAAACUGAGCAGCCGGAAGCUAUCAAAAGUGAGGAGUCAGGGAUGAAGACAGCCAGAUCCAACUCCCUCUCUGUAGAGAGCAGUGUUACCACUCCAGGAGAGCAAAAGUCUGAUGCAGACACUGGCAGCCUUUCCAGAAGGGCUAUUUUUGGCUCGUCGGGGAACAUUUAUAGGAUGUCAUCCAAUCUGGACAACCUAGUUGGCAAUCGCAGUGUCUGGGAGAGUGGGCAUAGGACACCACCAUAUCUGAACCGCCAAACCAGCUACACCGGCAGGACAAGUUGCGGGAUGCCAUCAUGUCUGAACUGCCAGCCGUACAACACUAACAUGUCGGAGAUGAGUCAUAAGAUGACACCAUACCUGAACAACCCUGCUUUCAGUAGCGGAAGAGCCUACUCUGCUUCUAGAGACAGCCUGGUGUCCAACUCACUGAGAAGUCACAGAAUGCCAUUCUACAAGGACAUCUGUGAUACAGAGAACAGGAGAUAUCUGCCACGGACAGAGGACAGACCUGCGUUCGCCUCCAGCUUCCCCACCGCUUCCUCUCAGUUUGGGAGUCCCUCGGCUUCUGGCUACGACUCGGAUCCCACCACAGGGAGCAAAAGCUUCCUCUUUGUGAAAGAGUCCAUCAACAGCACAGAGCUGUCCUCCUCGCCACGCCACAACAGCCGCAGCCUGGUUGACUUGUCUACACUGGAGAGACAAAACUAUAGCAGUGGUAACUACCUACAAAACAGUGCACCCAGAAGGCCCUCUGAAGACAUCUGCACUUAUUGCGGCCGUGAGAUCCGUAAUUGUCCUAAGAUAAAAAUCGAGAAACUGAAUAUCUGCUGCCAUGAAUUCUGCUUCCGGUGUGGGAUUUGCCACAAACCAAUGGGAGACCUGCUAGACAAAAUCUACAUUCACCGUGACAUUAUCCACUGUGACAAGUGCUAUGAGAAGCUCUUCUAAGAUUUCCUGGUCAGAAGAGGCAGCCAGAGAGAAGCCUGCCCCGCAGCCCCACCACAAGCCAGGAUAUUUCCAGGGCCAUACCAGCAUUUGUUCUCUUCUCAAGAUUCAUCUUUUUGCCACCUUUUCCCCAGGGAAACGGAUCCAUGCCCACUAGUUUACGGAAUAGGAGCCAAUCUUAGCACAAACAAACAGAACGGGAACACUUACCAAAGAAAUUGCUGAAAUCCUAAGAUGCUGAGCCAAUCAUUUGCCUUCGGGGAGAUCUGUGGGUGCCCAGCAAUUCUGAGAAACCGGGCGCAGGGAGAAACCCUUG
Molecule: messenger RNA, 2804 nt
Organism: Heteronotia binoei (common prickly gecko)
Lineage: Eukaryota; Metazoa; Chordata; Lepidosauria; Squamata; Gekkonidae
Gene: ZNF185
Product: zinc finger protein 185 with LIM domain
Exons: 30
Coding region: 50-2491 (813 amino acids)
Source: RefSeq, a predicted model, not a curated record